GGCUGAUGUGAUUAGGUCCUAUGAUGAUGUCACUUGUAUAGAUAUGUGGACACAGUUGGCAUCAGGCUUUGUUGCAAGGAUAGGUUCCUGGGUCAGUGUUUUUGUUCAGUGAUGUGUGGUUGCUGGUGAGUAUUUGCUUCAGGUUGGGGGGUUGUCUGUAAGCGAAGACAGGUCUGUAUCCCAAGAUCUGUGAGAGUGAGGGAUCAUCUUUCAGGAUAGGUUGUAGAUCUUUGAUGAUGCGCUGGAGAGGUGUUAGUUGGGGGCUGAAGGUGACAGCUAGUGGUGUUAUUUUCUUUGUUGGGCCUGUCUUGUAGGAGGUGACUUCUGGGUACUCGUCUGGCUCUGUCAAUCUGUUUUUUCACUUCAGCAAGUGGGUAUUGUAGUUUUAAGAAUGCUUGAUAGAAAUCUUGUAGGUGCUUGUCUCUGAGGGAUUGGAGCAAAUGUGGUUGUAUCUUAGAGCUUGGCUGUAGACAAUUGAUCGUGUGGUGUGUCCUGGAUGGAAGCUGGAGGCAUGUAGAUUGAAAAAGAUCGGUUGGAUUACAAAUUUUGUUCAAAGAAAAAUUAUCCUAAUGAAAAAUGGAGAGCCAUCCAGAAUUCAUGUAGUGGAAUAACCAUAAAGGGAAAUGGUAUCAGAUGAACAAGAAAACAUCUUAUCUUACAAUGGAGAAGUCCUCAUUUUUCAGCUGUCAAAAGCAAAAUGUGCGGCUGAAAAAACAACAAGAUUACAUGUCAACAGAAUGGCAUAUGACAGUGGCACUAAGCUGUUUGUUCAAAAAUCCUCAGGACUGUUCAGCAUGCAUGGUGGGAGCUUGAAUAUUGAAAUUGUUCGUUGCAGCUGUACAGCAGACUUCAGAACAGGAAUUAAUCUCCCCUGUAUUUUGAUGAAAAAGAAAAAAAAUAGUGUUUUCAAAUACUUUUUAUUGUUGCUUCACAGCUCCAACAAAUUUGAACAGUACUUAAAUUUUAAAUUGGACUAUGAAUUGAAAAAUGAUAUAAGGUUGCUUAAUGGUCCAACAGUAUUAUGGAGACAUGCCAAAAAACUCUUUUAUGUCUCUACCAAAACUUGCACAGUGCUAAGUGCUUCUGUUCAGUUUUCUUCCAUUGAAUGGGCGGAUGAGAUUGAGAAUGAAGGCAUCGUAGUAUUAGGGACGAGAACUGCUUGUUUGCCAGAAGAAAAAGAUGGGCAAACACUUUCGUUAUCAGAUGGAGCCAUCUGGGGUAGUGAGUUUGUUGUAUAUGCAAUUGAAAAUCAGAAAGUAUUAACUGGCACCUGUUUUCUGCCUCAUGCCUAUAGCAGUGUGAUAUCUUGUGUGCAUGUCUGCAGGACUGCGAUAUCAAGAAGCCAAUUCAGAACAUCAGUUGUUGCCAUCACCCACAAAAAACAGUUGAUUUGGUUCCAAGAUGGUCUUCCUAAAGGUAUCUGCCAGCUUCCAUAUGAGGAGCCCUGUUCAAUACAAGUAGCAACAACAAGCAGAAAUGACGUGCUAUAUGUUGUGUCAUUUGCUUCUGGAAAUGUCUGUGCUGUGCAGAGAGACAGCUUUCAGGUUGCUUCCAGAUGGCAAGAAGUGACGUCUGUUCUGGUAGAUGACUUUAUUGGCACUGGGACUGAACAAAUUUUAUUGCUUUUUAAGAACGAAUCCAAUACAGAUAGUUUAAGUACAUUCAUUAUAACAGAUUUGGGAGAAGUCAGCUAUGAAAGCAACAUCAAUUGUAAAGAGGAUUUUCCUCCUACGGAAGAACUACAAGAGAAUGGUUUUCUUACCAUCCAAGCUCUCGAAGCAAGAUUACAGGCUGGUUACACUUCUGUUCGGGAACUACAGCAGCAUUUACGGCUCAAGGAGAAGGUUCUUUUUGAAUCUUGCUGCGCAUUAAUAGAUCUUGUCCAAGAGCGAGAGCAUAUCCUACCAACUGCAGAAGAGGAAGGUCUUGUUUCGCUCUGGGAUGAUACAGAAAAUCUUCAUCCUCUUGAUAAAAAGAUGACAUUGACAUCUGAGGUCCCAGAAUAUCUCAUAGAGAAAUUAUGGCAACGUGUGGUGGAUGACAGUUUGGUAAUUGGAGUAAAAAUAACAGAAUCACCUAACUUGUCACUGAAUGAUGUCAGCUUAUCCCUGGUAAUGGAGCAUGACUUCACUUCAGAUUCUCCAGUUAUUGAGUGUCAGAGUAAAAUAGUUAAACUGAAUAAGACUUUCUCAGCAUUGUCUAUCUCCUCAUGCCAAAUGGAACCACAACCAAAAAGGAUAAAAUUGGACUUCCAUAGUGAGAAUGAUCUGAAAAAAGAGUACCCUCGAAGAUCUUCUAAAAUUCCGUCAGAUGGAGCAAAGACAUUUGUUGCUGUUACCCGCCUUUCACCGCUGCUGGCUUUCCGAGAUAUAUGUUGUAUUAUACUACUGCAUGCUAAGAGGAGAAAAUAUCAAGAUGGCAACCUGCAGGAAAGCAGACAGCUGACUUUACUAUGUGGGAAAAUUUCAUUAUGCCUGGAAGAUAUUUCAAGUGGAAAAUAUUCCGUAAACUUGCUAAGAAAUAAUAGUCAUUGUACAGGCAUCAUGGAAGAUAUAUUUGCUAUUCUUGCAAUAUCUCUCAAAUUCUCCUUUCAGAUAGUCUCAUCUGACUGCACACUGACUCCAGUGAACAUGUGGCUACUGUCACAAAUGGAGUGUAUGCCAAUCAAGGAAUGCCCUGAAAAUAUGUUUUGUCAUAAAUUGGGAAGUCUGCAUGGCACUAUCUUUAACUGGAAUCUACAAACUCCAUUUGAAGGAACUUUAACAUUGUUUUGCAGAAAUCAAACUGUCUUGUUCCAGUGCCUUCAUAGCCUCCUUGGAGUUCUCCCACCAACCUGCAAAGUAAAACCCCUGAGGUUAGAAAGCAAGGACAUCCUUACUGACCAGUUUGCACUAGCUUUGGAAAAGGAAAUGGUCACCCUUCGGAGUUCUUUCUCCUCUGCAGUAAGUGAAGUUGAAAACAACUUGACAUUGAGCUGUGAGGCAGACAAGAAAAUGAGCAGGUUGACAGUGUCAUCUUUGGCUGACAAAAAGGAAGCAGUGCGGCAGCUCAGAGAGGAGCUUCAAAACGAACAGAAGCAAAGUGCAUUGGGUAUGAACCGAACAGUGAGCGGUGCCCUUUACAGACAAAUUAGUUUGGAAAUUAUUGAGGCUCAACUGUGUUCUGAUAUGAUUGCAUGGAGACUGAACAUUUCAUAAUGACUCCUCUGAAAAUUUAUUUUGAAUACAAUUUUAUUUAAAUGACACUAUCAAGCACUAUUUAUAUUUUGUUUUUACUUUCUAUAUGUAACUCCUUUUUAGAAGAUGUAGAAUAAAACUUUUUUC
Molecule: messenger RNA, 3323 nt
Organism: Malaclemys terrapin pileata
Lineage: Eukaryota; Metazoa; Chordata; Testudines; Emydidae
Gene: FANCB
Product: FA complementation group B
Exons: 9
Coding region: 624-3197 (857 amino acids)
Biological process (GO): replication-born double-strand break repair via sister chromatid exchange; negative regulation of double-strand break repair via homologous recombination; positive regulation of double-strand break repair via homologous recombination
Cellular component (GO): Fanconi anaemia nuclear complex
Source: RefSeq, a predicted model, not a curated record